AUGAUGACCCCAUAUAGGGGUAGAGGCCGCGGUUAUGGCCGUGGUGGGAGAGGGAGUAACAAAAUGUUACCCCAGCCAGAAUCAAACAUUCCUCUAAUAGGGGAUUGGACUACCGUCUACAAAGGUAGAAAAAUGCAGCAAUUACCUGCAUCUUCAGCAAAAAAGGAAGAUAUUGCUUCCUCUUCCUCUAAUAAAACUACAUCCUACAAGGAAGUUGCGGUUAAUAACCCACCUCAAGAACAAAUGGAUUAUUUCGAAAAUCCAGUAACUGAGAAAAUCAUGUAUAUUGAUGAUGAAGAUAUAAAGAUAAAUCCAAAUGAUGGUUGGUCCAUCAAAACUAGAUACCUCGAAUCAAGAGGAUAUCCAGGUCUUCAUGGAAAAUCUAGGCCCAACCUAGAAAUUCUCCUGACUGUUACCGAAUCGGUAACAAUUACUCACCAUUACCAAAACAAUAAUCCUGAAAGUUUUAUAAACUUCAGUAAAUGUCACAUUAACAAAAUUUUGUUACCAAGAGAAUGGGGUCUCAACCCAAAUGCUGAAAAAGCAAUAAGAAUUGCGGAAGGAAAGUAUAUUUACUUUAAUUAUUGGGACUAUGUCCAGGCUUUCACUCAAGCCUUUUAUUACCAAAAUCCCAAGAACAAGCAUUCUUGGUUUUUCUCUAUUAAUGAAGAGAUGGUUAAUAAACCCAUACCAAAUUGGUUUUAUGAAUGGUGGGCUAAACUUGGUCCAUCUUUGGAAAUUCUUCCUACAGAAAUUCUUAACUUAUAUAAUCCAUGGUGUGAUAAUAGUCCCCUUAUUGUAAAUAUUUUAUCUGAUAAUUUAAUCACUGGACAAUGUCCAUUAUUGUUCUUUAUUAAAUUUCAGAUUCCAUGGAUAUGGAGAUGGACAAUCACCAUAUCAAGAAACAAAUUCAACAUUCCCAUUUUAGAAAGAAAUUUCUUUUAUAAAUGGUGGAACAAGAUUAGUUCAGAAGAUGUCAAAAAUAAAAUUAAAUUAAUUGAAGAAGAAAUAGCUGGAGACCAGAACAAUAAGGUCAAGGAACAAAGCUCCCAACCAAUGUCUAUGGGAAACUUGAAGAACUUCUUCAAGAGAAAAUAUCCCAAUGAAUCAGAAGACGAAAUUAUGGUCAGAAUUUUGGAUCAUAUGAAGAACCAAUUCUUCUCUACUUUUCCAUCGAAAGCAUCAAAAGAUGAGGAUUCAUCUAUGAAGACAAGCUCUUCCAUGGGAUCAAUGGAUUCCCAUAAUUUUGAAGGUUUAGCAGGAGAAGGUCAAGCAGAUGAGGCUACUGCAGAAGAUUUCUGGGAUGCCAUGAUUCAAUCUUUGAAAGAAAAAAGAAAAGCAAAGAAUUAAUUUGUGACCUUGUCUAAAUAUAAUGAAGUAAGAAUCAAUAGACAAAAGGUGAAGGACAAGAAAUAAUAGAAGAAGAAUCUUUCCAAAAGAAAAAGGACAAGAGAAUCUUAUCUUGUCUUUAAUAAUUUCUAAGCAUAAUUGCAUGCAUUUUCUAUCUUUUGUAAAAGACAAGGGAAAAAGAAUCUUAUCUUGUCUUUAAUAAUUUCUAGGCAUGCAUUAGUUUUGUAGUUUCUUGUUAAUUGUUGUGACGAUGGGGCCCCAAGUGUACCCGACAAUAAUUAUACAAGUUACCGGCUAUUGUAAGUUUUAGUUACCGGCUUAAAUAGUAAGCCUUUUCUUCCCUAUAUAAAGGGAUUUAAGUUUCAUUUGUAAAAACACCUUCGAAGAAAAAAUAUAAAGUUUCUCAAAAUAUUGUCUAUACCUUUUUCUAUAUAAACAUUCCGAUCCUGCUUCCGCUUAUAAAAACUUUGGUAUCAGAGCCUGGACUUGCCAAAUAUAAGGUAUAACCUGUUUAAGAAUUCCUCCAUAGCCUAAGUCUGAAGCAUCAGUUUCAACAAUUUUGAAAUACUUUGGAUUAGCAAGAGAUAAACAAGGCAAACAUUUCACCUUAUUUUUAAUUCUUUGGACUGCCUGAGAAUGUUUUUCAGUCCAAGGGCCAGGAUUCUUUUUAAGCCUAGCAUGUAAUAUUGCCGUAUCUUUAGCUAGAUUUUCAUAAUAAUCUGCUAUGUAAUUUAGGCUACCAAGAAACCUUUGUAAUUGUUUCUUAUCUGUAAUAAUAUUAGGGAAUUUUGAAGCAAAUUCAAUACUUCUUUGUAUAGGAACUAUAGUUCCUUGGUCAA
Molecule: messenger RNA, 2189 nt
Organism: Lathyrus oleraceus (garden pea)
Lineage: Eukaryota; Viridiplantae; Streptophyta; Magnoliopsida; Fabales; Fabaceae
Exons: 2
Coding region: 1-1350 (449 amino acids)
Source: RefSeq, a predicted model, not a curated record